CGCGGCAAACCUUUGGUAGAUUGACGUCCCUUUAGUCGAACCAGGAGGCCGGUUUUACAUCGGCAUACCAAUCCCAUCUUCACGAGUCCCACCCCUUUAUUCUUAGCCAGCUGCUUCCCUGCCGGAGUGACGGGCCCGGCUGCCUCUGAGGGUUCAGUUUCUUUUGAUGGACAUUCAUACUGAUGAAUCAGCUCGCUGGGAAGUCGAGAGGGUGUUGAAAAGCGUGCAUCGGAACUAAUAGUUUAGCGGCAAGGCCUAGCGCCGUCCAAUCACUUCUCCGGCCGCCGCCAAUCACCCCGGGCCCCGCCCCCCGCGCGUGACGUAACUAGGGUGGGUAGCAACAGUUGCCCCGGUGAGGGAAACGGAGGCGCCAUAGCCACGGUAGUCGUGGCGACCAAGCAACCCGGCAACGCGAGUCAACAACAACAACCGCCCGGCCGACCCCCCACCCCCACCCCCCAGGCCCGGCCCGGGGACCCCAGCACGUCCCGUCCCCUUCCCAACAUCGACUCCGAGACCUCCGAAAAGCCUUUCCGCAGACAGAAGUGGGGAGAAGCGGAGAGACGGGGUUUCGCCAUGUUGGCCAGACUGGUCUCGAACUCCUGACCUCAGCUGAUCCACCUGCCUAGGCCUCACAAAGUGCUGGAAUUAUAGGUGUGAGCCACCGUGCCUGGCCUGAUCUCAUUGGAUCUUUGCAGCAAUUUGAUGAAUUGGGUGUUCUCGUUAUCCCCAGGUGACAGGCAACUGAGGCCCAGAAGAAGGAAUUAAAAAAAAAAAAAGCCUUAUUUAUUAUCAUUUUCCCCACCGUUGGCAUGGCAACACAGGCAUAUACUGAGCUACAGGCAGCCCCGCCACCAUCCCAGCCGCCACAGGCCCCACCACAAGCCCAGCCCCAACCGCCACCGCCACCACCCCCAGCGGCACCCCAGCCCCCGCAGCCACCCACCGCUGCUGCCACCCCUCAGCCCCAAUAUGUCACCGAGCUGCAGAGCCCCCAGCCCCAGGCACAGCCACCGGGUGGCCAGAAGCAGUACGUGACGGAGCUCCCGGCUGUACCCGCACCCUCGCAGCCAACCGGUGCACCCACCCCUUCGCCUGCACCCCAGCAGUACAUCGUGGUCACUGUCUCUGAAGGUGCCAUGCGGGCCAGCGAGACAGUGUCGGAGGCCAGCCCCGGCUCCACCGCCACCCAGACCGGCGUUCCUACUCAGGUGGUUCAGCAGGUGCAGGGCACCCAGCAGCGGCUGCUGGUCCAGACGAGCGUGCAGGCCAAGCCAGGCCACGUGUCGCCGCUCCAGCUGACCAACAUCCAAGUGCCCCAGCAGGCUCUUCCCACGCAGCGUCUGGUGGUGCAGAGCGCAGCCCCAGGCAGCAAAGGUGGCCAGGUCUCCCUGACGGUCCAUGGUACCCAGCAGGUGCACUCGCCCCCAGAGCAGUCGCCGGUGCAGGCCAACAGCUCUUCCAGCAAGACUGCCGGGGCCCCCACGGGCACGGUGCCACAGCAGCUGCAGGUCCACGGCGUCCAGCAGAGUGUCCCCGUCACCCAAGAGGUGCCAGGCCAAGGCGGGCAGCGGCUCGGGCCAGGGAGAUCUGUGGUCCAGGCCACUCCACAAGCGCCCAAACCCGGCCCGGUGCAGCCGCUGACCGUGCAGGGCCUCCAGCCAGUCCACGUGGCUCAAGAGAGCUCAGGCAGUCAGUUUCCCGCUAGGAAGGCAGAGCAGCGAGAUCCCCGGCCCACGCCGCCGCCGGAGCCGCCGCCCCGGCCGCCCGCGUGCAGCGGCGAGGCCCCGCAGCUAGGCAGCCCCGAGCCGCCGCCGCCCCAUUACGAGCCGGGCGCCGAGCAGUGGGUGGAGCUGGUGGGCGUGCUGCCCCCACACCUGCUCCUGCCGCAGCAGAAAGUGGUCUUCGAGCCACUGCCCCGGCUCCCGGCCCGAGCCAGCCCCGACCAGAGGGUCAGGAUCCAGAGAAUCCCCCAGGUGCUAGUGUUCGGCACGGCCGCCACGGCCCUCAAAGUGCAGCAGCUCCAGCAGGUGCCCGUCCCACACGUGUACUCCAGCCAGGUGCAGUAUGUGGAGGGCGGCGAUGCCAGCUACACGGCCAGUGCCAUCCGUUCCAGCACCUACUCCUAUCCCGAGACGCCGCUGUACACACAGACGGCAAGCACCAGCUACUACGAGGCCGCAGGCACGGCCGCCCAGGUCAGCACCCCCGCCACCUCCCAGGCGGUGGCCAGCAGUGGCUCCAUGCCCAUGUACGUGUCCGGCAGCCAGGUUGUCACCAGCUCCACCAGCACUGGGGCUGGGGCCAGCAACAGCAGCGGAGGUGGUGGCAGUGGUGGUGGCAGCGGCGGCGGGGGAGGCGGUGGCGGGGGUGGCAGUGGCAGCACCGGAGGCGGCGGCAGUGGAGCAGGCACCUACGUGAUCCAAGGCGGCUACAUGCUGGGCAGUGCCAGCCAGUCUUACUCUCACACCACCCGUGCCUCGCCAGCCACGGUCCAGUGGCUCCUGGACAACUAUGAGACGGCUGAGGGCGUGAGUCUGCCACGGAGCACCCUGUACUGCCACUACCUACUGCACUGCCAGGAGCAGAAGCUGGAGCCCGUCAACGCCGCCUCCUUCGGCAAGCUCAUCCGCUCCGUCUUCAUGGGCCUGCGAACCCGCCGUCUGGGCACCAGGGGCAACUCCAAGUACCACUACUACGGCCUGCGCAUCAAGGCCAGCUCACCCCUGCUGCGGCUGAUGGAGGACCAGCAGCACAUGGCCAUGCGGGGCCAGCCCUUCUCGCAGAAGCAGAGGCUCAAGCCCAUCCAGAAGAUGGAAGGCAUGACCAACGGCGUGGCGGUGGGGCAGCAGCCGAGCACGGGGCUGUCGGACAUCAGCGCCCAGGUGCAGCAGUACCAGCAAUUUUUGGAUGCCUCUCGGAGCCUCCCUGACUUCACAGAGCUCGACCUCCAGGGCAAGGUGCUGCCUGAGGGCGUCGGGCCCGGGGACAUCAAAGCCUUCCAGGUCCUGUACCGGGAACACUGUGAGGCCAUUGUCGACGUCAUGGUGAACCUGCAGUUCACCCUGGUGGAGACGCUGUGGAAGACCUUCUGGAGGUACAACCUCAGCCAGCCCAGCGAGGCGCCACCGCUGGCCGUACAUGACGAAGCCGAGAAGCGACUGCCCAAAGCCAUCCUGGUGCUCCUCUCCAAGUUCGAGCCCGUGCUCCAAUGGACCAAGCACUGUGACAACGUGCUGUACCAGGGCCUGGUGGAAAUCCUCAUUCCCGAUGUGCUGCGGCCCAUCCCCAGUGCCUUGACCCAAGCGAUCCGGAACUUUGCCAAGAGCCUGGAGAGCUGGCUCACCCACGCCAUGGUCAACAUCCCCGAGGAGAUGCUGCGGGUGAAGGUGGCUGCGGCCGGCGCCUUCGCGCAGACACUGCGGCGCUACACGUCGCUCAACCACCUGGCGCAGGCGGCGCGCGCUGUGCUGCAGAACACCGCACAGAUCAACCAGAUGCUGAGCGACCUCAACCGCGUGGACUUCGCCAACGUGCAGGAGCAGGCCUCGUGGGUGUGCCGCUGCGAGGACCGCGUGGUGCAGCGGCUGGAGCAGGACUUCAAGGUGACGCUGCAGCAGCAGAACUCGCUGGAGCAGUGGGCGGCCUGGCUGGACGGCGUGGUGAGCCAGGUGCUCAAGCCCUACCAGGGCAGCGCCGGCUUCCCCAAGGCCGCCAAGCUCUUCCUCCUCAAGUGGUCCUUCUACAGCUCCAUGGUGAUCCGGGACCUGACCCUGCGCAGCGCCGCCAGCUUCGGUUCCUUCCACCUCAUCCGGCUGCUCUACGACGAGUACAUGUACUACCUGAUCGAGCACCGCGUAGCCCAGGCCAAGGGCGAGACCCCCAUCGCCGUCAUGGGCGAGUUCGCCAAUCUGGCCACCUCCCUGAACCCCCUGGACCCCGACAAAGACGAGGAGGAAGAAGAGGAGGAGGAGAGCGAGGACGAGCUGCCGCAGGACAUCUCACUGGCGGCUGGCGGCGAGUCACCCGCGCUGGGCCCAGAGACCCUGGAGCCGCCGGCCAAGCUGGCGCGGACUGACGCGCGCGGCCUCUUCGUGCAGGCGCUGCCCUCCAGCUAAGCCCUUGGCCUCCCCGCCCCACCCGCCCCCGCCACCCCUCCACGCCAGGGUCCUUCAAAGCUUCUGUGGCUUCGUGGUCACUGCUCCAGCCUCAGCCAGGGCAGGGAGGGGGACUCCGAGACAGGGAAGGCCGGGGCCCUCCUCCCUUAUGGGGCCGGCACAAUCAGUGGGCUGGGCGGAGCCGCAGCUGCAAACUCUGACACAAAAGACGUGCCUUAAGGAACCCGCCGCGUGCCCAGGUGCCCCGCGGGGCAUCCAGCUCGGCCCCUUGGCCGCCCCCCUCCCAGGCCGCAGCAUCUUCUCCCCAGCCCCGUCCUCCCACCACCCCAGGGGGCAGGCAGGCAGGCCCCCUCCCGUGCGGAACUGUUAACUUAUUCAGCUCGCUGGCUUUGCACAGCCUGUCCUGGGCCCAGCCCUGAGCCCCGGGCCGGCGCAGGUGGGCGUCACCUGGGGACUCCCCACUGUCAGCAGCAGCCCCGGGACCCCCUACCCCCAGCAACCCCACUGCUUCCCCUUCUUGGUAUUAAGUGCAAUUAAAGCCGUGGGUGUCGCAUCUUCUCCAGCGCUGGGCCCUCCCUUGCCCCCAAGCCCAAGAAGGGGGCACUGCCCGGCCCGGCUGUGAGGAGGGCGGCAGGGGGCACGGCCUCCAGCUUCCAAAGAGCAGCGAGCCGCGGAGCCGGGGAGUGCCCACAGACCCCAGCCCCCGCGCCCCCGCCCUCCGCCGCUGGUUUGUAAUGGAACCUUUUCUGUGCCCCUAUCUUCCCGGAGACCGUGCUUCUCCUCCGUGCCGUGCGACCCCCACCCCAUGACUAUUGUGCGAUUCGUGAGCGCCGCCCGAGCGGAGUUGGUAACUUGUUGGGUUUUUUUCCAACCAUCAUGGCCUUAUCUGUUCCAGUUUUCUCAGUGUUUUCAGCCUGUGAGAUAGAUGUUUAUGGCAAGAAAAAGGAAAAAAAAAAUGGAAAUCUGACCUAUUGUAUAAAAAUCACUAUUUUGUGUGCUCCGCGUGCUAUAGCUUUUGGGGCGGCCCUGCCCAGUCCCCGUGCCCACGGGGCUCCCUCUCCCGGUGGUGAAAGUGUCCACACGUGUGGUAGUCUAGUGUGCCGAGCUGUUUUCUACCUUUUUGUAGUCUUUCUUAAAACAAUAAAUUCCGCUGUGAUAUUUGCCUA
This is a messenger RNA of Gorilla gorilla gorilla (western lowland gorilla), 5284 nucleotides long. RefSeq names its product regulatory factor X1 (gene RFX1). Gene Ontology annotation, molecular function: RNA polymerase II cis-regulatory region sequence-specific DNA binding; DNA-binding transcription factor activity, RNA polymerase II-specific. Gene Ontology annotation, biological process: regulation of transcription by RNA polymerase II. NCBI's taxonomy places the organism in Eukaryota, Metazoa, Chordata, Mammalia, Primates, Hominidae. The record is from RefSeq and is a predicted model, not a curated record. The transcript has 23 exons. Bases 813 to 4118 code for a protein of 1101 amino acids. Gene Ontology annotation, cellular component: nucleus.